Molecule: messenger RNA, 1164 nt
Organism: Gracilinanus agilis (Agile Gracile Mouse Opossum)
Lineage: Eukaryota; Metazoa; Chordata; Mammalia; Didelphimorphia; Didelphidae
Exons: 1
Coding region: 1-1164 (387 amino acids)
Source: RefSeq, a predicted model, not a curated record
AUGCUCUUUGCAGGUCUCCAGAGGGAGCCCAAUGCGUGCCCUUCAGUAAGUGUUGAACACUUCGAAGAGCCUCCUCACCAAGGUCUUCCCCUGGAACCAGACUCUCCUAGGGGGCCGGGGGCCAAAUCUCAGAAUAAUUUAGAAUCUGACUAUUUGGCGAGAGGUCGGCCUUCCAGCAACAGCUCCUUUCACAGCAGCGAAGAAGAAGGGACCGAUCUCGAGGGAGACAUGCUGGAUUGCAGCGGCUCUCGGCCUCUCCUUAUGGACUCCGAAGAAGAGGAUGAAUCCUGUAAAGCUCCCCAGGCCGGGUUAGUAGAAAAAGCGAAUCUUACUCAACCAGAAACUGGCAAAGAAGAGACUAAGCCAGCCCAGGGGGGGAAAGAGAACCAGUUCCAAGCCUUUGUACAACUGACUGGAGAGGUCUCUGGCGAGCCAGAUGUCUUUGCCACGGCCCCUUUCAGGAGCGCAAGGCCCCUGUACGAUGGCACGGAUGUUUUCACCAAAGCCCCGUUUGUCACCAAGGGCCACAUGGCUCCUCAGGUGUCUGAGGAUGCAGAUGUGUUUCUGAGAGCUCCUUUCACCAAGAAGAAAAGCGUGGAAGAGCUGGUGGGCCCUCAAGGUGCCACCAAGGAUUUACCCCCACAGGCUGCCCUCCACAGUCAAAUGGGAGAUGGCUCGCCAGUUAUUAACCCUCUGCUCUCAAACCUUGAUAGGGGGGUGCACCCCACAGUACUCUCUCCCCUCACUCAGUAUCCCAUGGUGGGAUUUCUCCACCAAUCUAACCUCCCUCUCAAUUCCCUCCAGUCAGCAGAAGGCCUAGACAACAUCCCUUCCAAGGGGACCUCUCUGGAUCCUGGAGGCCACCCUAAUGACAGAAACAAAGGUCACCCGUCCCAGAAGGAAGCUGCCUCGGGCUCGAUGGCCAGCAAACCAUUCCGCCCCCAGUCAUUGUCCAAAUAUUCCCGUCACUAUAGUCCUGAGAAUGAGCCAAGCCUGGAAGCCCAGCCCAUCGCUGCCUACAAAGUUGUUUCCCAGAGCAACAAGCAGUCAAUCUCUGGAUCCAUUUCCAUCACAUCCUUUUCCUCCAGGACUACAGAACUGCCCAGUGUUGAUCCUUUUGCUUUGGCACCUUUUCCUUCCAAAUCAAGCAAGCCGAAACCUUAA